GAGAGCCAGCCCGUACCUUCCUCCGCCGUCCCCCCUCUUUUCUGCCGCUACUCCGGCCGCGGCUGCAGAAUUCCCCUCAUCUCCAUCCAGGACCAGCCGGAGAGAUGAACCACGUCCUGCUGGGCGCGCUGCUCUGCAAGAUGGGCUUCCUUUUCCUCUCGCAAGGACUGCUAGUUCAAGGUGCAGAUUUCAAUCAGCCAGCUGACAAUUACACAGUUUGCCAAGGGGACAACGCAACGCUAAGCUGCUACAUAGACCAACAGGUGACGCGUGUGGCUUGGCUGAACCGUUCCAACAUCUUGUAUGCUGGCAAUGACAAGUGGUCCAUUGACCUGCGGGUGCAGCUACUACAUUACAGCCCCUCGGAGUUCAGCAUCCUGAUCAGCCACGUGGAUGUGUACGAUGAAGGACUCUACACAUGUUCUUUCCAGACCCAGGACAAACCUCACACCUCACAGGUGUACCUCAUCGUACAUGUUCCAGCUCGGAUCGUGAACAUUUCCUCAGCUGUGACGGUGAACGAAGGAAGCAAUGUGAAUUUGUUGUGCCUGGCAGUGGGGAAACCGGAACCGACGGUAAUUUGGCGACAGCUGAAAGAUGGAUUCACCAGUGAAGGAGAAUACCUGGAAAUAUCAGAGAUCAACCGAGAACAAGCUGGGGAAUACGAGUGCGUCACGGCAAACGGUGUUUUGACACCAGACAGCAAACACGUUCUUAUCACAGUCAAUUAUCCUCCAAUCAUCACAGAUGUAAAGGAUUCCCGUCCCUUGAUAGGAAAGACAGCCCUCUUGCGCUGUGAGGCCAUGGCAGUGCCCGCUGCGGACUUUCAGUGGUUCAAAGAUGACAAGCACAGAUUAACUAGUGGCUUGGAUGGACUGCAGAUCCAGAAUGAACGCACACGCUCCAUAUUGCUCUUCACAAAUGUUACUGCUCGACAUUAUGGAAAUUAUACCUGCCUGGCUUCUAACAGUCUGGGCUCCUACAAUGUCAGCUUGCGGCUUAUCAGACCGGGUUCUCUGGACAAUGUAGCGGUGGCCAGCACAAAACCUCCUGUCCUCUUGGGCCUGCUGUCGUCUGUUUUUGUGACUCUGUUAUUUAAGAUUUAGGGCACCUGGGAAACGAUGCAGAACAAGGCAACGGAAACAGGUGAAAAGGGAAAGAAUCCAAGAGAGGGGGAGAAAGAGAGACGAAGACACCUCUACUUUCUGGAAGAAAAAAAAAAUGAAGAAAGAAAGAGGGAGAGAGAGAGAGAGAGAGAGAGAAAUGAAAUUUUAUCCAGAACCCAUCACUGUGAGGGAUAGAAGAAAACAAACAAAAGGACAACAAAAAAAUAUGCAUUUGUUUCUACCGCCAUUUCUCUUCACACUUCAUCUCAGACACUUCCGGUUGAACUACUUGUGGUUUAACACAACUGCAAAGACACAGGGCUCUAACAGUGGAUGGCAACGCAUCAGUCCCCCUUCCCCUCAACCUCUGAGGUUUAAUAGAGAGAUCUCCUCCUCUUCCUUGGACCAGUUGGCCUUCUGAAUGCACGGAACCUGGAAUGUUGAUUCCACAAAGAAGGUUUUUUUUUAAAAAAAAAAAUUGUUAUCGCUAUUAUGAUGAUUAUUAAUUUCCUUUGGGGUUUUUCUUUUCUUUUUUUUUUUUUUUGCUCCUUUUUUUCUGGUGGAAAUGUCUCGCCAGGAGGCUACAUUUGAGAGCUUCCUUUUUGUUACUUGCUAGGUUGAGAAUCUUGACAUUCAGUUAACCAGGUUAUUUCAGGGGGUGUGGGCCAGUUGAGCAGCCAAGGAUCAAGCAGAGACUCCAUCGUCUUGGUAGGUCUCGUAGCCUGGGCUUCGAAGCUGUCCUUGUCGGUGUCCUCACGAGAAAUAUUGGCAUCAGUUCAACUCACCGCGUGAAAGUGGUCCAACGUACUGCCCUUGGGGCCCCGUCUCAGCGACCCACAAGAUCCUCUUUGCUGCCAUCCCAGCAUCUUUGGAAGAAGGAUGAAAGACAUCUGAAUUUUUCAGGCAUGGCAUUUAAGCUAUCGGGGUAAGAGGUAACUGUUCUGUUGUCUAGAGACAAAGACUAGAAAAAUAGGAACGUGCGGUCUGGCUCUUUGAUCAUCCUGGAAAUUUCCUUGCUUUUUACCUUUGGGGUGGGGUAUAUUAUUCGCUGGAAAACCGUGGCUUGGGACAUCUGCCAGCUCUUUGAUUCACUUCUGUUGUCCUUUCUUUUCUUUUGCACUUUUCACAAAACCUUUUCCCUCCUCCCGACAAGUCAUGUCACCCCUUCACACAACUGGCUGACUUAACAGCUUCUCUCUCGGUGAUAGGUUUCUUAACGAAAGGACCCUGGCCUGAAUUUUUUUUCUUUUUUUCUAUCUCUGUUCUGAUUUUUUUAAAUUUUAUUUUCGUUUCGAGAAAUACUCUGACCUUCUUCUUCUUAAGGAUUGCACUUUGGAGUAUGGGAUCACAGGUGUGCUUAUUCAGUACUUCUGCAUUUGGAAACAACUCAGUGUGUGCGGUAGAGUGUAGAAAUUGGUAUCUAGAGAUAGCAUGCAAAAAUGUAAGCGCUCAUCGUCCUUCCAGUUGCAAAGAUAAAGAUAAAGAGUAUGUCAACAAAUCUGCUAAUGUAACAAGCUCAAAAUUCUUUCUUAUCAUGGUUUGUUACUUAUACAUAUCAUGGUAGGUUUAUAAAGUUGCACCAUUAGGGUUGAUAAUAGGGUGUAUUCACACCCUCUGUUUAACCAUGUUACUGAAUUCACACAUUUUCUGAUAUUGCACAAUAUAUUAAGCCCUAAACACAUCCAAAUGGCCUGGUUUCAGACUUAAAAGAAUUACAGUAGCCAGGAUUGAAACUUGUCAAGUGUAGCAUGCUGUGUGAAUGCAGGCAUUACGUCCAUAUCAUAUUUGGUUAAACAUGUUGUGUGAAUGCAGCAUGUUGCCUUCCCCAAGAGAAAACAGUUGGAAGUGGAAAAUAUUUGUGUGUAGCAAAUGCGCUUAUCCUGCUUUUGCGUCUGGAUAUAGUUUGACAGUUUUCUAUCUUUGUUGUUGUUAAUUGCGAAGUCAUGUCCGACCCAUCGCGACCCCAUGGACAACGUUCCUCCAGGUC
This is a messenger RNA of Crotalus tigris (Tiger rattlesnake), 3093 nucleotides long. RefSeq names its product IgLON family member 5 (gene IGLON5). Gene Ontology annotation, cellular component: neuron projection. NCBI's taxonomy places the organism in Eukaryota, Metazoa, Chordata, Lepidosauria, Squamata, Viperidae. Bases 105 to 1106 code for a protein of 333 amino acids. The transcript has 8 exons. The record is from RefSeq and is a predicted model, not a curated record.